Messenger RNA from Verruconis gallopava, 1559 nucleotides. RefSeq lists its product as uncharacterized. The transcript is spliced from 2 exons. NCBI's taxonomy places the organism in Eukaryota, Fungi, Ascomycota, Dothideomycetes, Venturiales, Sympoventuriaceae. The record is from RefSeq and is a predicted model, not a curated record. The coding region runs from base 415 to 1230 and encodes 271 amino acids.
UCGCCGAAGCUGGUGCUUGUGUCUGCGCUCGCCAUCGCUCGUCCACUGUCGGAACGCUCGCUCGUCCCAUCGUCCUGAGCGUCGUUCUUCGACUGUCACUCACGCUGUUACACUCGUUCCAACCGGCCUACAGAAUGCUUGCGCCGCCCUGAUCGCUGGGCUUCAUUUUACGACACGCACCCGGACGUGAUCCUUGUCUCUGCGCCCAGGAUUCGCUACGGCACACGCCGAGCUGCUCAUCAUAGUGUGAUCCCGUCGCGAGUCCUGCAGCCUUUUUAGCCAGCCGAACGCGCAACGGCAGAUUCGAUUGCUGAGUCUAUCCUGUCUCCGCCUGCCACUCGAGUGCCUUGCAGCAUCGACUGAGUGCUUUCGGUGCCGUGCCAUGGGCUGCCAGAAAGCGCUCCCAACCUCAGGAUGGCGCUCCAUUCAGUGGUGACAACGCUGUUCUCAAUGAAUCGGAGAACGUCCUCGCUUUUCAUCCUCGCGCUCCUGGCAAACCUCGUCGCCGCCCAGGUCGGCACUCUCCUCGACCCCUCCAAGCUCCCCAAAUGUGCCUUCUCGUGCCAAACGCUCGUCAGCGCAGCCCAGCUAUGCGUUCCUCCCAUUGCACCUGUCCAGAGUCAGGCAAUUUACCAGACCUGCUUUUGCAAUUCCAACUAUCUGGUCAAUUACAAAGCCGGAGGCGUGAGCCCGACCUGCGACGACGCCUGUUCCUCGGAAUCGGACAGGAAGGAGAUCCAGCAGUGGUAUGUCAAGUUGUGUUCGAGUGGGGCGGUCGUCACGCCGCAGGGCAAUCAAGUGAAUGCCUUGGCUACCCAGACGACAACAUCGUCUGGAGCUACCGCGACGGCAGACAGCUCGACCAGCAGCAACAGCGGCACUCAAGGCCCAAAGUCAUGGAUAUCGACCCACUACCAAUGGAUCAUCUUGGUAAUUGUCCUUCUCCUCGCCUCCAUCGCUGCCGUCUUUGGCGGUAUCUGGCUUAAGCGCCGACAGGCUCGCAAGUGGGCUACUGGAGGCUACGCUCGCGACUCGAUGCUUCGAGCCCAGGACAUUGCCAAUUCGCUCUCAAAUCCGCACCCCGAGAUGGGCAUGACUGGAACACAACAGGCGCAGAUUCCUAGUUCUGGAAGCAACGCGUACUUGGACGGCUCGCGAGAGCGUCUAACCAUGUCCGGUGCCAACCCAAAGCGGCCUGCUUCGGCGCGAGUCAACGAGCUAUCGAGAUGAUGAAACUUACCUGUGCUGGAUGGAGAUCUUUUUUGUUAAUGACGUACAGCUUCUUCUUGGGUCCUCGGUUUUGGAUCUACUCGAACGGUUUAAUGGUCUCUAGCAAACUGACCGCCGUGAUAAUUCUCAAAUAAUUGAACUCCCGUAAAGGAUCAUCUCCUGACUAUACGAAUAAUGUAUUCAGAAUACUGAGUAUUGUGACACUAGAUGAACAAGACAUACUCCUUUAAUCUAUCUCUAAAUUUGAGAAGCAUAGGUGACAGAGUAAAUAGUCCAUGCAUCAUUCUGCGAGGCCACGAAGCAGGAAAUCAACCUUCUGAUGAUGAUAC